CAAGCUAGUGCAAUGUACCAAAAUCAGCAACGGUGAAGAUAUGACCUUUACUCUAGCACAUACAAUCCAGGUUGGCGUGAUCAUCCCAAUUUCAGCUAUGCCAACAAGCAAGCUGCAGCGAAUCCUACUUCCAAUCAACAAGAUAAGCAAAAGACGGAGAUGGCUAUGAAGGACAUGCAAACACAAAUGGGUCAACUAGAUACUACCGUGAGAAACUUGGAAGCAAAAGCAGCUGGAAAACUUCCCUCGCAAUCAUUGAAUCCUAGGGAGACUGUUAAUGCUAUUGAGUUGCGAAGUGGAAAGCAAGUAGGGAAACCGGCAACAUCACCGGAGUCCCAUGAACGUGAUUUAGAGAAAAAAGUGGACGAAGCAGUCCCUAAAAAUGAUUUGGUAAUAAAUUUUAACUCUAAACCUCUUAUUUCUACUUAUGUUACUCCUCCGCCUUUUCCUAACAGGUUUGCAAAGUCGAACAAGGAGACGUUGAACAAAGAGAUUUUGGAAAUCUUCAAGAAGAUCAAAGUGAACAUUCCAUUAAUUGAGGCGAUAAGGCAGGUUCCUCGUUAUGCAAAGUUCUUGAAGGAAUUGUGCACCAACAAGCACAAAUUGACCGGGAAUGAGGUCAAUGAGCUUAUAUUUCCUGUCGACUUCUAUGUUCUUGAUAUGAGUGAUGAAAACUCAUCCUCGUCUACACCUUUGUUGUUGGGCAAACCAUUUAUGAGAACCGCUAGAACAAAGAUAGAUGUAUUUGAAGUUACCUUGACAAUGGAAUUUGAUGGAGAGGUCGUACGCUUCAACAUCUCUGAGGUGAUGAGAUAUCCAAGCGAUGUACACUCAUGUUUUGUUGUGGAGGAAACUGACGGUGGCUAAGAAUGCAAAGGAGCUGAAAGUCG
This is a messenger RNA of Papaver somniferum (opium poppy), 890 nucleotides long. RefSeq lists its product as uncharacterized. NCBI's taxonomy places the organism in Eukaryota, Viridiplantae, Streptophyta, Magnoliopsida, Ranunculales, Papaveraceae. The record is from RefSeq and is a predicted model, not a curated record. The transcript is spliced from 3 exons. Bases 160 to 867 code for a protein of 235 amino acids.